Molecule: messenger RNA, 2178 nt
Organism: Ectocarpus siliculosus
Lineage: Eukaryota; Phaeophyceae; Ectocarpales; Ectocarpaceae
Source: the annotation of a GenBank genome assembly
AUGGUGACGCGUGGAAGGUGUGAAAAGACGAGGAUUGACUUCUACCGGUCGAGCGCUUCUGCCACCCUGCUGCAGCUGCAGCAGUAUCUCCGCAACGCGGUGGGAUGUCAUCUACCGGUAUCGCGGUACGAGGAGCACGGGCGACUGUACUUCUACAACCUCGACACCGGGGAGACGACUUGGGACCCACCACCGCAAUCGCGAGAAGGAGAAACCUCGGGGCCACCACCUGCUGCCACCAACCGGAGUGGGGCAGUAACGGUACGGUCUAGGUCCUCCGUGAUUCUUUCGAAAGGAGGAAAAAUCCAGUUUGGGAGAAGCUGCAGCGCGGUAUCUUCACGGAGUGAGGCACCGAAACAUCCCACUGUCGUUCAUAAGGGGGGCCGACUCGGCACGACGGACGAGCUAGAUGACGGAGGCGGCCGCACAUUGAAAACUGGAACAACCGAGGGGGCCGUUGUCCGGUCAAUGCUUCACCGAGCCUCAACCCUUCCUGCCAGAAAUGUAGAGGGCGAGUCUCCUGGGGCCGAGCGCGAAGGCUAUACGAGUUCUCGGCAAGCGCCGGGCAAGAAAGACGGCGACGAAACGAAGCACGUGCUUGGGAGCCCACAGCGUAGCGUAGGGUGUCCCGAAGAAUCGACCCCGUUACCAAAGUGGUCGGGUCUGAAAAAGCCAACCCGUCAAAGAGCCAAACACGUGGAGGAACCGCCGACGUCGAAACCUGCGCCGUCAUCUCAGGGUAAUCAUCUUGUUCCUAGUUCAUUGCAGCAGGCUGAACAAUGGCUCGCCACCAACGAACCGGAAUCUGAACUCGGGCGGCCGUAUCGACGUCGCGGCCCUGACCAAACUCCACCCAAGCCGGACUUUUCGCUAGGAACAAGGGAAACCUCAGGCAGGUUCGCUACCCCGACACACGUAGAGGACGCGUCCCAAAAGGAAGGGGUCCCCAUGCACGAACCCCCAGCCGCAACAACGGCGAGACUUCGUGGGCAGGCCGCCGCCGUUCGGGAGGCGAUGGAGUUGCGGCGCAAAGAAGCGGAAGAAAUGACGGGCAGGCCCGAAAUCACGCGCCGCGGGCGGAACAAGCAGCGCAGCGUCGACGAUCUGCUCCUGUUUCAGCGAAACGCUGAAGCUUCCCGGCGCCGAAGGCAUGACGAGCGAGAGACGCACGAAAACAAGCUGGUGACAGGCCGGCCGGAGACUUGUAGAAGGUCCGCCGUCUUGGUAAAGCGCAUGCGCCGCGGCGGGGGCAACGACGCGCACCUCCCGACAUCGCAGCGCCUCCACAGCGAUGCCGGCGAACAGCGCCGGCGGCGAGACACCCAGCAGGCGCGAGUGGAGACGGCGAUCCGCCGCCGCGCCAACCCCAACAUCUCGACGAGGUCGAAAUCGCUCCCGCGGGAGCGUGGCGACGUAGCACGCCGCCUGUACGAACAAGCGAUCCUCAGCAGAGAGGGGGCGCACUACCGGGAGCAGCUGUCUCGAAAACCUCCCAGGGGGCAUACGUUCCGUCCCGAGAUAGACCAGCGAAGCGCUCUCUUAGCCCAGCGGCGGAGGGACCGGUGGGCCUCCGUGGGUCUCGACAAGCGGGGGCGACGGGGCGGGACAGCCGUGCAGGAGUUCCUGCUCGCUGAGGGGACGCUCUACGACAGGCGGAGACAGGAGAGGCAGUCCAUCCAGGAAGAGCUGGCAUUGCGACGCCCGAACCCGACCGUCAACCGACACUCGCGCCGGCUGCUGCGUGCCGCCGGGAAGACCGGCCGGUCGCCCGGGACGCAGUCGGAGGAGACCAGGUCACGAGCGUCGGAGGCUGUGGAGGCCGAGCAGUACGAGUUUAGCCCCCGUCUCGAGGGCCUCGGUACGUCUCAGAAGAUGCUGGAAUCUAGGUAUGGACGCGACGCUAUCCCAUCCAUGCAGCAAAGAGCCAAAGACCGAGAGGUGGAGAUCCUAGAGCGCCGGCGGUCGCAGUCGGUCGAGCAAGACAAGGAAGACCGCAGCUUCGUCGCCAGGCGCGCGUCUCGACGGUCUUCGGCAAGUGAAAGCCCGGAGCAUGGUCAAGACGAGCCUCGGUCCGCGAAGUCCUUCUCGCGCAAGAGCUGGUCGGCUGCACGUUUGUCCCCGAGCUGCAGGCGAGAAUCCGGGGGCGGUCAAGAUACCGGCAGGCCGCCGAAGCCAUAG